Molecule: messenger RNA, 684 nt
Organism: Rodentolepis nana
Lineage: Eukaryota; Metazoa; Platyhelminthes; Cestoda; Cyclophyllidea; Hymenolepididae
Source: the annotation of a GenBank genome assembly
UAUGCUUUUCUGUUUAUCACUGGAAUUGCAAAUGGAUCAACACUAAUACAAGAUAAAGCUAAAAAUGAGGACAUUUUCGUCAAUACCUUUAUCGAUUAUCUCUUAUCACUCAUACGACUGAUUGCUCCAGAGCCAAUGAAAAUGAACGAAUCUCCAUAUAAUUUGAUCGUUGUAAAAAAUGCAAGUAUUUAUGGAUUAAGGGAGGUUAUAAGGAGUUGUCCAGUCAAGUUGACUACCUAUUCGACACCGGAGGAUGACUAUAUCAAUUUUAUUCUCUGUUUGGACUUGAAGAACUAUUUUAAAGUCGAUGGUCUCUUUCAGAUAACCACCUUACUAUAUGACACUGAUUUUACUCCUGCCAUUUUGCAACUAUUCAAUUUCAUCGUCAACUUUAAUCUCACUUUAACGCUGCCUAAAACCUACCAAAAUACUACCGAAGCUCUGUUGCAUUUGGAUGGAAUUCCACGAGUGGAGAUCAGUCGACUACAAUUUUCAGCACCCCCAAAUGUUGACGAAAGGACUGCGUUUGGCUUUCUCAGUGACUUGACGAAUCUUUUGUCAUCUGGACCUUUGGGUGGGUAUAUCGAAGCCAAAAUUGGAAGCACCAUCAGAAGAACCAUUCAACUUGUGAAUCAAGAAAUGCAGAAGACGGUGGGGAAAUUUGUGAAAGAUAAGCUUUCGUAA